ACAUGACGUCAUUCAUUAUGGAGAACCGCGGAAGAGAUUGCUCGUAGAGUUGUCACGUCGAUUGCCUUGUAAAUGGAAAUGGCGACUUUUCCGACCACGUCAUUAACGUCCGGCUCCUUAAGAAUAUUAUUGUAUGUCUUUAUUUUAGAGAUAUCGCUAAUUCAGCCAUUAAACGCAGUGUCAGAGCCGGGGAAAUGGAUCCUGAAGGUGGACAGUGACAUGAUUUCGACUAAGAAGGAAAACUAUUUCCUUUUCUCGAAGACGAUGUUCAACAACACUAUCAUUGAACUGAAAUGGACCUCUCGCUGUCCAGAUGCCAACAUCUCUCUCUCUGUGUCCUGGGUGCUGCGCAGCUCACGCUGUUACGAUGAGAUCUUCACUAGCGAUCUCUUGACAUACUACAGGUCUAAUCACGUGGAGCCGGGUGGGGGUACAGGUUCAUUCAUCAAGCAUCAAUACAAGAACGUCCCGUGCGCAUCACACUCCAACGCCAUGGCGUUUGCGGUGGAGAAUUUUGAUAGUCCAACAAGGCUACAAGAUUUGGUGCCAACGGGUACAGAUCCCAGUGGGGGAAGACGCAGGAGAGACACAGACAAAGCAGAGCCUGCGAAGAGCACGCAGAAGACGGCGGCAAAGGCUGAACCAGACGCAGCAAACAAGGAUGCAGUAAAGGUACCUAAACCACCUGAGAAGGCUGCACCAGCGGAGAAGGCUGCACCACCAGCAGAGAAGGCUGCACCACCAGCAGAGAAGGCUGCACCACCAGCAGAGAAGGCUGCACCUCCUGAGAGGCACACAUCAGCAGACCUCAACAAGCCCCACUACGCGGUGGCGCGCACCUGGGAGGACGCCCCCUACAUGUUCAUCCUGGCCAUCAGCGAGAACACUGGAGACGCCAAGUGGAGCGCUGACUUUGAGAUCAGCAUGCGUGGACCCCAUGAGUAUAUCUCGGCCACAGAGUGGCCUCUGAUGAUUUUCUAUAUGGUGAUGUGCAUUAUCUACGUGGUGCUGGGGGUGCUGUGGCUGGGGCUGUCGGCCUGCUACUGGAGGGACCUGCUGCGCAUCCAGUUCUGGAUCGGAGGGGUCAUCUUCCUGGGCAUGCUGGAGAAGGCUGUCUUCUACGCCGAGUUCCAGAGCAUCCGCUACGACGGCCUGUCAGUGCAGGGAGCUGUGCUGUUUGCGGAGGUGCUUUCUGCUGUGAAGAGAACGUUGGCUAGGGUCCUCGUCAUCAUCGCCAGUCUGGGCUAUGGCAUUGUCAAGCCUCGGCUGGGUGCGCUGCUGCACCGGGUGGUUGGGGUGGGGAUGCUCUACCUCAUCUUCUCCGUGGUGGAGGGAGUGCUGCGGGUCAACUCGGAGCAGGGCGAGUCCAGCCGUCUCCUGUGUGACAUAGUGCUGGCCGUCACUGACUCCUGCAUAGUGUGGUGGAUCUUCAUCAGCCUGGCCCAGACCAUGAAGCUGCUGCGCCUGCGGAGGAACAAGGUGAAGCUCUCUCUGUACCAGCACUUCACCAACACCCUCAUCUUCGCCGUCAUCGCCUCCGUGAUCUUUAUCGUAUGGACGACCAACACCUUCAAGUUCUCCAAAUGCCAGUCGGACUGGCGGGAGCUGUGGAUAGACGAUGCCUUCUGGCGUUUCCUCUUCUCCACCAUCCUGCUGGUCAUCAUGUUCCUGUGGAGGCCGUCCGCCAACAACCAGAGGUACGCGUUCAGCCCUUUGGUGGACGAGGAGAGUGACGAGGAAGAGAAGGAGCAGCUGGUCAACGAAGCCUUUGAGGGGGUAAAAAUGAGAGGAAUGAAAGCAGAGACAAAUGGAACUGCCAAGCCCAAUAAAGUGGACGAGGACCUGAAGUGGGUGGAGGAGAACAUCCCAUCAUCCAUUGCUGACGUGGCUUUGCCCCCCUUGCUGGAUUCCGAUGAGGAGACCAUGGCAACAAAAUUUGAGAUGUCGAAAAUGGAGUAGGGUGCAGGCAAACCUGUACGUAUUGUAAAUACUGAUAUGUGUGUGUGUGUGUGUGUGUGUGUGUGUGUGCGCGCACACGUCCACGUGGGAGAGAGUGUGUGUGUGUGUGCAAAUGUGUGUGCCCUUGUGGGAGAUGGAGAAUAUUUGUAUGUGCACGCAUGUCUGUGCGUGUGUGUGUGUGUAUAUGUGUGUGUGUGUGUGUGUGUGCGCGCGCGCACAUGUAUGUAUGUGUGUGUGUGUAUGUAUGGUUGUUUAUUUUACGCCCAGAUUACAAGCUUCAUAAGCACUCUAUGUAAAUACAGCUGAAUGAAAGCAAUGUGAAUUACCAAUGAGAGAAACUUUUGGUUUUCUUUUUAUUGCUUGAGUGUAUUUAUUUUUUCACAGACACGAUUCUGUUCUUUUAAUAAUUUUGUUACUGACUGUAUUAUGCCUUUGACUGUUGUUUACAUAUCUGGAGUCAAUAAAACAUCACAUUUGGCUGUAACAGAUGUGACAAAGAAACCGA
Sardina pilchardus (European sardine) is the source of this 2464-nucleotide messenger RNA. It is a transcript of the gene tmem87a, whose product is annotated as Transmembrane protein 87A-like. NCBI's taxonomy places the organism in Eukaryota, Metazoa, Chordata, Actinopteri, Clupeiformes, Clupeidae. Gene Ontology annotation, cellular component: membrane; Golgi apparatus. Bases 73 to 1959 code for a protein of 628 amino acids. The record is from RefSeq and is a predicted model, not a curated record. The transcript is spliced from 21 exons. Gene Ontology annotation, biological process: retrograde transport, endosome to Golgi.